Silurus meridionalis is the source of this 4313-nucleotide messenger RNA. RefSeq names its product proline-rich transmembrane protein 1 (gene prrt1). Lineage: Eukaryota; Metazoa; Chordata; Actinopteri; Siluriformes; Siluridae. The coding region runs from base 506 to 1252 and encodes 248 amino acids. Gene Ontology annotation, cellular component: membrane. The transcript has 4 exons. The record is from RefSeq and is a predicted model, not a curated record.
UGGUUAGGGAUCAUGUCUUGUAUUAGCAGUGCUCCAUUGCAGAUAUGAUUAGCAUUGGGUGUUAGAGUUGUGAUUUUAAUGGAUAUCUAGACUGAACAUUGGAUCUUUUGUAUAUAUAUAUUUUCUCCUCAGACUGAGCUGUCUGUCACUUUAAGACCGAGUGUGUGUGUGGAUCAGUUCAGUGUGAUGUGAUGCGAUGCGAACCCAUUUUCCUCCUCUUACAUGAAGGUUCGGUGGUGUAAUAAACAUCUAGUGAAAUACACUUCAGGAUUUGGUAUCAGGACUUAAAUAUCUUGGGAUUAUACGAAAGGAUAUCGCAUUUUUAUAUUUUUAUUUAUAGAUCAUUUUUCUGUGGAAAUUCUGUGAAAGACUGCAGGACAUCCAAAAAAAAAAAAACGUUUCGACCGUUAAACGGCUGACGGUAUUUAAACAUUUCAAAUCCGAUUCGUAAAAGCGCACGCGCGCUUGGCGCAUUUCCAUCCGCUUCUCGCCGCAGCUGAUCCUCAUGUCGUCCACGAAACACGGUCUUGACGAGUCAGCAGGAAGGCAGCCCAUGGCUCAGCCCCUGAACCAAAUGGCUCCUCCACCAUACCUGCCGUCGCAAGACCCCAACAUGACCCCACACCCUCCUCCGCCCGGCUGUGGCCCUCAGCCUAACUAUCCUCCCCCACCUCCUCCGCCUGGCUCAGAGGGGUAUUUACAGGAGACGCAGUUCCCUCCUGGAAACCAUCCACCUCAGGCAGCCCCUAAUGGUUACACAGUCCAGACACAUGGGCCUGGCGGCUCGGUGCCUCAUCCUCCCAUGGGUUACCUGCAGCUCGGAUAUCCACUCCAACUACAGCCCUGCACUGCUUAUGUACCGGUAUAUCCCAUCGGAACAGGGGGCCAGCCUUACAUGCCUAAUGGUGCACCCCAUGCAGGUGUCGCACCAGGUCAGGUGCCAAUGCAAAUGCCCCCCGGCGUCGCUCUGAUGGAGCCUCGGCGACCCCCUCACGACUACCUGCCCAUCGCCGUGCUCACCACCAUUUGCUGCUUCUGGCCCACAGGCAUCAUCGCCAUCAUCAAAGCUGUGCAGGUACGUACAGCGAUUGCUCGGGGCGACAUGGUGUCAGCAGAGAUCGCGUCACGCGAGGCGCGUAACUUCUCCUUCAUCAGCCUGGCGGUGGGCAUCGCCUCCAUCGUGCUGUGCACCAUUCUCACAGUGGUGGUGAUCAUCGCCUCGCAGCACCACGAUGAAGACUGGGAACCGUAGAACAUCGUCCCAAAUCCCCCGCGCCACACUACGGACUGAAGGCGGUACAGCCUGCUCAUAGCGUUCAUCACACACAUUCACACACAAAACACACUCACUGCUACAGUCAAACCUUAAUUCUGAAGUGAAUAAUCGCUUCCUGUGUUAGCGAACACGCACAGAUUUACAUCCUUAAUUCAUCUCUGAUCGGAGCCGGGAACAGAUCAACCCUCACGGUUUCUCCCUCAGAUUAGUUCAUCAGUUUAGAAAUCUACAAGCAGCAAGCAAGUGUUCAUAUUGGUUAUGCACCGUGUUUGAGUUCAAUCCUUUCAGUUCCAUUAUUGAUUUGUGCCAUUAAUCUGUUUAGGUUCAGUGUUGUUCAGUAGAAGUAAGAUAUUAUCUUCUGGCACUGGCGAAAAAAUGAUUACGCAAAAAAAAAAAAAAAUCUGCUUUUACUCGUAUUGUUAUAUAAAAGUGUUUAGGUAGCCGAGCAGACGUGAUAAUCGUUCUUUUACUCGGUUCAAUGACAAUAGAGUAGAGUUUUACACGGGUCAGUGUAAAAAAAGAUGUAUAUGUUUAAUAAGUAGAUUAUUGCUGACCAAAAACGAACGUUCCGACGAUCGGAAAUAUUUUUCGCACUCAAACAAAAGCGUUACUGCCUCAUGGUGAGCUAGGAACGAUAUAUUAUUAUUGUGCGACAGUGUGACGCUAAGUUAUGUAUUAUACGUUAUUUAUUAUCCAUUUUGUGCAUUCAGUUGAAAGUAUUUAUUAUUCUUAUAAUUAUUGUUAAUAUUAAUUGAUCAUUAUUACGGUAUUUAUUGAUAUUUAUUCUUUUUUUCAUCGUUCGAUGAUUACGUAUUUGAUUGUUACAGAUUGCACAACUUCUUCAUAGUGCGGCGUAUUUUUAGCCGAGCAUGUUGCGACACGCACUUUUUUUUUUUUUGCACCGUGAGGGUGUAAAUGCUGCUGCCUUUUCCUUCUGGUUUGUUUGCCAGGUAUGAAGUGGAUUCAAGAAUAAAAGAAACAAAAGCACUACGUGUGAAACAUUCGACAUAUUGAUCGUUUCCUAAAAACAGACGUGUUCCUUGUAAGCACCGGUCUCAUUUUAUAAAGGAUAGAUAGCGUGACGUUUUCUUCACAACGCUAUCAAUCAGGUGCUUUGUAAUUUGCCUGGACCAGAGAGAAGGAUUGUCGUUUCUUCAGGAUUGUUGUUCUGGUUUUUCUCAGAUUUCGUUCGCUGUAAGCUUCCUCUCCUACACGCAUCGCCACGGGAGAUUUGUCACAGAUGAUUUCAGAAAUGUCGGGAAAAACGUCAAGUCUGCACAGGCUCUGUGAACCACAUUACUUACGCUAACUAGCAGAAAUGGUGGAUUCACAGGGAGAAGAUUCAGCUUUGCAGUGGGAGGAUGGGCGGUUAGGGGUUGUUGGUGAUCCAAAUAAUUGUCAGCGACAGGAAAUUCUGCAUAGUAUUACUGUUUCUGUAGAUCUUUGCUGCUGCUGGUGGCUCCACAGUCUGAUGAGGAUAUUCGGUAUUCAUUUAAAGUGAACUCCAUUCUGUUUCCUGCAUGAGGGGACUAGAAAAUAAAGUUUUAUCAUCUCGAUAGAAAGCAUUUUGGCUUUCGAUUUCUUCUCGUAAAUUUCCCUUUUAAAGGAACACCCUGAACAACUCCCAAAAGUAUUUAUUUAGCAAAUUCUGACUGGAUUUUCUGACUGACUUUUUACAAAUCUUCUGUGAACGUUUUCCUAUGCUACGUACAGUGUCAUUCAACUACUCACGACAUGCUAACUGUAGAUCCGUAAACUUGUAGAUUGCUAGCUAGCUGAGCUAACUAGCUAAGACAAGUUUCCAGGCUAAGUCAGAAAUACUGCUUUGUGAGGAUGCAUUGCAUUCUGGAACAUUCUGGGAUGUCUGUCACCUCUUCCCCAGGAGAAAAUAAGAACAUCCCAUUUCACAUUUAGUGCCUAUUCCUUUUUGUAAACCUCCAUGCUUCUGGGAAGAUGUUCCACAAGAUUUUCGAGAGUUCUUGUGGAGAUUAUUGUCAGCUAUUAUAGUAGGGUUGAGGUCAGAACUCUAUAGCAGGCCACUCAAGAUAUUUACUUCAACCCAUGUAAAGCAUAUGUUCAUGGAGCUGCUAAAACAGGUUUAAGUCUCCUGGUUCAAGUGAAGGGAAAAUGUAAUUAUACAGCACCCAAUGAUAUCAUACACAAUCGUGCAUCUACAACAUUGUGGUAACAGUUCGGGAAAGAAACACAUGGCUGGAAAAGUCAUGUGUCCCAGUGUUUUUGUUCAUAUAAUGUAUUGUGCUUCAGGGUGGCGUUUUCUUCUCAUUUUUUAGUUAGUAAUUGUGUUGAUAUGAGCCGCCAGGCUGGUUGUUGGGAUUAUACAAUGUUUUUGUUUCAAACCCGGGAGAAAUGAAGAAACUAAAAAUUGGUUGAAGAUCGGUCGGAAAUCACAGCCCGUGAAAAUCAUGUUUUGUUUUGUUUUCAGCAUUUAAAUGCUUUUUGACCAACGUUGUAUCACAUCAGAUCUUUUCUCAAAUCUGUCUGUUUUUAGAGAAAGAGCUUUAAUGUAAAUGCAAGUGGCUACAGAUGUAUCAAUGUACCUAUUUUAUCUAUUAUAAAAAACAAGAACCAGAGGGAGAAGUUCUAAUUUUAUGGCUGUGUAUCAAAUCACCUACUAUUGGUUCUAAACACGUUAAACAGAUCUGCUUUAUAAGGAUUUAAUUAUCUGCUGCCAUUGCGACUUUUUUUUGGUGUUAUGGGUUCUCAAGACUUAGAUAGAACUUUAGCAAAUAAAUGCUUUUCUGCAUUAAUUUAAUAUAAAUCUGGUCCUGUAUUGUAACUGAUUUAAAAAAAUGAAAAAGGUUCCCCUGUAGUUACUGCACUUGUGUAAGAUGCCGGAUUUUCUCUAAGCUUGUAAAUGCGGAAGGUUGCUUGUGGAAACAGCUGCCUGAUGAUUCGUGUACCUGUGCUUUUAAGGUUUAUUCUGCUGAAUGAUGCUCUACAUGGCUUUAUUGUGUAUGAAUCCUGUUUAAAUAAAAAAAAAUAAUGAUAAGCCACUGCAGAAAUGGAUUGUGGUGCA